Molecule: messenger RNA, 2178 nt
Organism: Brugia pahangi
Lineage: Eukaryota; Metazoa; Nematoda; Chromadorea; Rhabditida; Onchocercidae
Source: the annotation of a GenBank genome assembly
AUGUUUGAGCUUGGUGUGGAUGGAAUUGUGAAGCAAUAUCAAGCUGAUCUAAAAACGUACAUUCCACCAGAUAUGUCACAUACAGCAUUCGAUAAAAAUAUGAAAAAAAAUCGUUAUAAAGAUGUGAUAUGCAUUGAUAAGACACGUGUUGUAUUGCAGGAGGGAGAAUCUGACUAUAUUCACGCAAACCACGUUAAAGGUGAUCCAUUCCUGAACCCAUUCAUUUGUACUCAGGGACCAAUGAAAAUAACAGUAAAUGAUUUCUGGAUUAUGAUAAUGCAAGAAAAAGUAAGCAAUAUUAUUAUGCUCUGCAAUAUUCUUGAAGCUGGCAAAAACAAAUGCUUUCAAUACUGGCCACAAGAUGUUGGCUCAUCGCUUACAUUUGGAGAUAUACAAGUAUCAUGUUCUGAGGUUAAUGAUAAUAAGGAUACAACCUUUAUAAUAUCAACUUUACAAGCUGAAAAUAAAAAUAUUCGAUUAACUAUCAAACACAUACGGUGGAAAGAAUGGCCUGAUAAAGGUGUACCAACAAGUGUAUUGGCUCCAUUUCGGAUAUUAAGAAUUGUACGACAGUCGCUGCAUCGUACUACGGUUGUUCAUUGCUCAGCAGGUAUUGGUCGUACCGGCUGUAUAGUUGCUAUCGAAAUGGGUUUACAACAAAUUCUAUCCGGAAAACCGUUGUUUCUUAUUGAUAUGGUUAAAAAAUUAAGAUCGAUGCGUAUGAGUGCUAUUCAAACUGAUGAACAACUUGUAUAUGUGGUACGAUGUUUGGUUGCAUAUGCAGAUGCAUGUGGAUUAUUCAAUUCGAAACCUGAAUUACAAGAGAAAGCUGAAAAAUUCUCCGAUGAAUAUACUGCUAUGCUAGCAGCUAAAAAAGCUGCAAGAGAACAGAAAAUUACAGCACAACCGGAAACUGAGCGAACUGAUGAUCAGGCAGCAAUAAUAAAAGUAGAAGAGAAGAAAGAAGAACCAUCACAAAAAUCAAAACAAUCAGUACAGGAAGUUAUAGAACGUGCGGCAGUGUUAAGAUUAGAACCACCAAAAAUUGAACAAAAGCAGCCACAACCGUUGCAGAUAUUUGCGAAUGAGAAGCAAUCAUCGAAAGUUGAACAAGCGCCUUCUGCUGUUCCGGUUCAACAGAUCGAGAAAUCAACUCAACCGAUACCAACACCUCUCGCUGAUAUAGUCCAAGGACAGUUGAAACACGUCCAGCUAAUACCAACUGCUCCUGCUGUCCCAACUCAUCAAUCACAGAAGCAAAUUCAACCGGUACCAAAGGGUCCUGUUGUCCCGAUUCAGCAACCGCACAAACAAAUCCAACCGGUACCAAUAACUCCUGCUGCUCCCAUUCAGCAACCACAGAAGCAACUUCAACAGAUACCAAUAGUUGCUGCUGCCCUAACUCAGCAAACGCAGAAGCAAAUUCAACCGGUACCAAAAGGUCCUGUUGUUCCGAUUCAGCAACCGCACAAACAAAUCCAACCGGUACCAAUAACUCCUGCUGCUCCCAUUCAGCAACCACAGAAGCAACUUCAACAGAUACCAAUAGUUGCUGCUGUCCUAACUCAGCAAACACAGAAGCAAAUUCAACCGGUACCAAAAGAUCCUGUUGUCCGGAUUCAGCAACCGCACAAACAAAUUCAACCGGUAUCAACAACUCCUGCUGUACCAAUCCAGCAGCCACAGAAACAAAUCCAACCAGUACAAACAGCUCCUACUCCGACUGUUCCAAUACUGCAACCGCAGAAGCCAGUCCACUCGGCACCGAGAGUUCUCGUUGUCCCAACUGAGCAAUCUCAGAAACAAAUUCAACCGGUACCAACAACUCCUGUUGUUCCGACUCAGCAACCACAGAAACAAGUUCAACCGGUACAAACAGCUCCUACUCCUACUGUUCCAACACUGCAACUGCAGAAGCCAACCCAAUCGGCACCGAGAGCUCUUGUUGUCCCAACUGAGCAAUCUCAGAAACAAAUUCAACCAACAACUCCUGCUGUUUCAACUCAGCAACCGCAGAAACAAAUACCAGUAAUCGCAAAGUCGAAGUCAACACAAAAUCCAGCACUGAAACCGACUCAAAUACCGUCCUUGUCAACAACACAGAGUAAAACAUCAAAUUAUGAGCCAAGUAAUAAAAAAGGUAAAGAUAAAAACAAGCCUGCAAUGAAUGGACAAUAA